Molecule: messenger RNA, 2318 nt
Organism: Epinephelus moara (kelp grouper)
Lineage: Eukaryota; Metazoa; Chordata; Actinopteri; Perciformes; Serranidae
Product: cytosolic phospholipase A2 gamma-like
Exons: 13
Coding region: 101-1738 (545 amino acids)
Biological process (GO): glycerophospholipid catabolic process
Cellular component (GO): nuclear envelope; nucleoplasm; cytosol
Molecular function (GO): calcium ion binding; calcium-dependent phospholipid binding
Source: RefSeq, a predicted model, not a curated record
ACCUGAUCAGUGAACUGUAACUGCAGAGAAGUCAGGAGGAAGCAGGAUCUACCUAUGUAAUUUUUAUUUAACAGUGAGCAUUGUUUAUACAUGCCCAAACAUGCAGAGUAGAAGUUGUUCCAUCUCAGUGAUUUUCCUCUGGCUUGUGACUUCAGCAGUGCUAGCAAAAGCAGUGGACAACAUGGAGGGAAAUACAGCUGCCUCUAAGGAUUCGGUUCCCCACAUCGCUCUGUUGGCAUCAGGAGGUGGCCAGAGGGCAGCUGUGGGUCUGGUGGGUUCCCUCUAUCAGAUGGAAAAGGAAGAUCUGUUGGACACUCUGCUCUACCUCGGAGGAGUUUCUGGGUCAACAUGGUCCAUGUCCUCCAUCUACAGUGACCCACAGUGGAGUGCCAACAUGGACACAGCAGUGUCAAGGCUGUCAGGCCCUGGGGUUGAGCUGGGGGAGGCUUUGGCCUGGAUAAAUGAGAGGUCAAAGGAUGAGUACUUCUCUCUCACUGAUGUCUGGGGAGUCUUGACCUCUGCUGGGAUCAUGAAACAGAUGGACCUACGACAUCUUUCAGACGAGGUUAGCAGAAAUGCCACCAACCCUUACCCUAUCUACAGCGCCAUAGAAAAGCAUUGCUUCUCAGAUGGGCCCAUAGAAGGGAAAUGGCUCGAGGUGAGCCCUCACGAGGCUGGUUUCACGGAGUUGGGUCUCUUCAUUGAAACAUCUCUUCUGGGGAGCAAGUUUGAGGGUGGAGAACUGCUGGAAGAGAAGCCAGAGAUGGACAUGGUGACAUUACAAGGUGUUCUAGGUUGUGCACUGGCUGAUGAGGAGACUGUCAAAGUAUUCAUACCUCCCUGGCUGAAUGUGCCUGGAUAUAUAGAUGCUACUGCUGAAGAGUACCUGCAUGUAUACAAUCGCCUUAUUAAACUAGUAGCCCUGACCAGAAGCACCAUUAAGGAUCCUACUGCUCUUUCUGACAUGGACAAGCUGCAGAAAAUACUAGAAGGCAUGGUAAAUCAUAAUAAGUCAGUGUUGCUGGAGUCAAACAGUUCGGCUGAAAGAAAAGGUCUUUUUCAGCAGUGGAGUCUGGAACUGCUGGCUGCAGUAGAGACCUGGAGCCAGAGUCUGGAGGAUGGCCCUAUGAAAACACAUGUCUCUGUGCUUACUAAGAAGGUCCUCCCCAUGAUUAUGAAAUGGGAGUGGGGAACAACAGCAAACUUCCUCUACCAAUACCCAGAUUCCAUGGUUCCACUUUGCCUCCGCUCUGAAGAAAGAUUCCACCUGGUAGACGCUGGGCUGCUGAUUAACGUAGCCUAUCCUCCAUUUCUGGGAGACAAGAGAGACAUCGACCUAAUCGUUGCACCAGAGUAUAGUGCUGGAAACAUGUUUGAGACUCUGACUCUUGCAAGAGACUAUGCAGCUGAGGUAAGGAGGGCUUUCCCAGAUAUAAACAACAAAACCCUGGAGGAGAGAGACUGGCCAAAGGAUUGCUACGUGUUUGAGGGAAAACAGAAUGAGCCCUCAAUUAUUUACCUGCCACUCUUCAACAGACGCAACUGCAAAGAUGCAGAGGAAGUGAAAGCAAAGAUGGAGGAGUUCUCCACCUUCCAGCGUCCCUUUAGCCAGGAGAAGAUUGAGUUUGUGUUGGAGGUGGCCAAAGACAACAUAAAGAACAACAAAGAAACUCUGCUAAGGGAGAUUAACAAGGCUGUUCUCCGCCAACACAACAAGAGGAAAUCUAUGCAGCACUAGAACUCUGAUUCUUGUUUCAUCAUGAUUAUAAAUCAGAUGGAGGUUUUGCUGUGCACAAGUGUAAGCUCUAUGCCUCAGGAGGAAGAGAGAACACAGCAUAACACAACUAAUAUGCAAUCAUGUAAUGUUACAACAUAUCAUAUCUUUUUCACUUGUAGAGUGUGUACACCAUAUGGCCAAAAGUAUUUGGAUUUGGUAUUUGGAUACCCCCUUUUUCAUGUUUUAGGUUAGCCCUCUUAGUUCCAAUAAAGGGAAAUCUAGAAACAGUAAAAAUUGUCAACACUUUGGAGAAGGCCCUGUGCUAUCUGAUGACAACCCCCUUGCACAAAACCAGGCCCAUAAAGAAAUGGGUUUCCAGUGUUGGUGCGGAGGAAAUCAACCCCAUUCAAUAUCUUUGGAUGAAUUGGACUGCAGACUGCAAGUCAGCCUGUUUCACCUAAUAUUAGUGCCUGGUGAACACUGAAGUAAUUUCUUAUGUGUUUAACGGUGAUAUGAUCUUUAUCCAUGUGUUCAUCAAUGAUGAUUGAUUAUCUGUAAUUUGUAGUCUAUGAUCAUUUAAAUACCCUGCCAGUCAAAAACA